AUGACCGAGGAGCAGGAGCGUAGCGACUCUUUCAACUCCUGGGAGCUGAACGGGCUGAAUUCUUUGGAUCUCUGGGACUACACGGUCGAGUUGGAAUGUCUGCAAGGAACUGAAGAUUUGCAGUUAGCGGCAGAACUCGGAAAGACUCUGUUAGAGAGAAACAAAGAACUUGAAACAGGGCUACGUCAACAUCAAAAUGUUAUUGAAGACCAGGCACAGGAAAUUGAGUAUUUAACCAAACAAACGGUGGCACUACGCGAAGUAAACGACUCAAGACUGAGAAUCUACGAGCAGUUGGAAGUGAGCAUCCAAGACUUGGAGCGCGCCAACCACAGGCUCGCCGUCGACCACGCCGCCGACAAGAAACACAUUAAAACGCUAUGCGGAAACAUUGAAACAUUGGAGGGCAAAUGUGAAGAGCUUCAAAAGACUGUGGACGACCUAAAUAGCCAAUUGGAAAUUUUUAGACGGCGAUCGGAGCGAAAGCCCGAAAGCGAAAAACCCAAAGAAAAGCCCCCGGAAACGACUAGCGCUAUCGUUAAAAAAACAGAAACUAACGGUACUCCUCUCAAAAGUGCGCCCUUACCGGAGCUUACGAAAGAGGACGAAGACUUGUUGAGAAUCAGCGAUGAGCUCAGAGAGAAUAAGGCUGCAUUUGCACAAGAGCACAGGAGAGUCACUGAACUAGAGGAACAGUUGGCUUCAGUUAUUCAGGAGAAUAACAGGUUACAGGAACAGUUGAGGAAUUGGCACCAGCGAGAUGACGAACCUAAGUCGAUGCACGAGGAGUUCUCGAUCCUUGAAGAAGUCAGGCAAGGACAAUUGUGCAUCAGAUGUCUCCGCGGCAUAGAGCGCGACGACAUGUCUUCUAUGCUGGACGGAGAGGAAGACGACAGAAGUGCUAUUUCCUCUCUCAUUCUCACUCCAACCGGAAACCUGAGCCCCAAAGACGAAGUCAACAGCAAACUUAUGAAGUUCGACAACGCCAAGGAAAAGUUACUUCAAGGUAUUUGGGCAAAUAAGGAAGACGGCCACGAGAACCCGUACCGGGAGCUCGUGCAGAAAUAUGAGGCUUUACUCGAGGUACAACUGUCGCAAGGCAAAAACAUCAAGAAGAACAAGACGGCCUCGCCGAGCGCACAAAACCAGACCGGGCCGCUCUCACUCAACGACGAGCUGCAGACCUCCGGAGACUUCAGCCAGUUCAGCGUUAAGGACACCGACGAGGAAAGCGGCCACGGCGAAGAAGCUCAAAAAGAUAACCGACCGAAGAAGACGGAGCCCACGUCGCGCAAAAAGAUCAUCCAGACACCGGACUUCUCGGAGGCCGAAACUUCGAGCUCCGGUUUCUCAGACGAGACUAGCAACAAAGCGACACAAACCGAACGCGAGAGACCCGGCUCCUUCUUGUGCACAAUCGCAGACGGCGAGGAUUACCGGUUUAGUAUUUACGACGACGUCAGUCCGAUGGACAGUCGUUUCCGCAACAGGCCUGAAUACCGAGAAUUAUUUAAGGAGAUUUUUACAAUUUUGAAGAAAGCGGCAGAGAACAAAGACGAUGGAGAGCAGCUCCCCUUGCUCGACGACACGACGACCGGCAAAGUGCCACCCGUCACGCCCGCCACGGAGGAGCCGCCGGGCGACUUCACCGACGACACCCAGAGCGUCCUGUCGUCUGUCAUGUCCGAACAGUCCAUUCCAGUGUCCGACGUCACCGCUCCCGAAUCUUCGACGCCCAAAGAGAAGGAGCAGCCCAAACUAGCUUCCGAACCGAAGGAAGCCACGCCGAAGACGAGCGUCGAAAGCAACAAAGAAAACAAACCAGUGGCCGAGAGCACCGAGAAACCGAAAGCCAGCGAGCAAAGGAAAGAGAAGGAGAGAGAAAAGGAGAAAGAACGCGUGCUCACGCCUCUGGUGCGUCAGCCACUGGAGUACAUCGCGGCCACUAGAAAGAAGUCCAGGCAUCGCAAUCGCAAGCACAGUCAAGAUCGACAGGGAGCCGACUCGCCCGUCUUUCCGUCGCCACCGAAGAUCAUCUACCAGAAGUCCUCCAACAAGAAACGCAGAGAUUACAGACCCAUCGAGGUCAGUCCCCUCGCGAGGCCCGCGGAGGCCGAGUGGAACGGCUCCACGCUCCAGUUCUACAACAGGAACCUCAACUCGCCCACGCCCAGCGUGAGCGGCCGCACCGGCAAGAUCUACCAAGGAUGGAAUCCAGAAACAGACUCCUGGGACAUCAAACAGAGCACCGCGUCCCAAGAGAUCCACAAGCUCAGGAAACUGGAACUGUCCUACGCCGAGGUCCUGAGGAACACCGACAAAAACAAGAACAGGCGUAAGAAGCAUCAAUAA
Messenger RNA from Pieris macdunnoughi, 2352 nucleotides. Lineage: Eukaryota; Metazoa; Arthropoda; Insecta; Lepidoptera; Pieridae. The record is from the annotation of a GenBank genome assembly.